Messenger RNA from Acaulospora morrowiae, 179 nucleotides. Lineage: Eukaryota; Fungi; Glomeromycota; Glomeromycetes; Diversisporales; Acaulosporaceae. The record is from the annotation of a GenBank genome assembly.
AGGAUAUUUUUGGAAUGUUGAGAAUGAAGAUUGAGAUGAAAAAGCGUCUGAAAAAAUUAAAAAGAAUGGAAAUUGAUCAUCGUAAUAUCUUAACUGGUAAAAGAAUUAGUAAAAGUAAAAUUAGGCAUCAAAAAGUUAAGGAAUCAAACAUGUCAGGGAAUUGUCCGGAUAUGAUAAAG